This is a messenger RNA of Zingiber officinale, 2756 nucleotides long. Its product is annotated as homeobox-leucine zipper protein ROC6-like. Gene Ontology annotation, biological process: regulation of DNA-templated transcription. NCBI's taxonomy places the organism in Eukaryota, Viridiplantae, Streptophyta, Magnoliopsida, Zingiberales, Zingiberaceae. Bases 323 to 2707 code for a protein of 794 amino acids. The transcript is spliced from 8 exons. The record is from RefSeq and is a predicted model, not a curated record. Gene Ontology annotation, molecular function: lipid binding; DNA-binding transcription factor activity, RNA polymerase II-specific; DNA binding.
UAUUCUUGGUGUUGUUUGAUUUGAUUUAUUGCUUAUUAUUCGUUCAUUCCUCUGCUGCCAUUUCUGCAUUCAGAGAUGGAAGGAAUAUCUGAUAUCUGUGAGUUUUUGUCCAUUUUUCGUUUGGGUUGUCGGAGAGAGAAAAGCUGUUUUAUUUAUGUUGUUUUUCUCUGAUCAAAGAGGGGUGAUCGGCGGAGGAGGAUUAGUACCGAAGUUUUCUCUGAUUAAUUCCUGCGUUUUUUCUGUGAUCGAAUCAUUAUUUGAUCAGAGAAAAGUUUGAUCUUUGGAAAGAGAACGAAAGAUUCGAUCUUACUGCGAGAUCAUCAUGAGUGGGGAAGAGGAAGCGGCAAGGAUGAGCUUUGGAGGCACAUCCGACACCGGAAGAUCGAGCGGCUCUGCAUACUACGGGCAAGCGGCGGCGGCACCGGCUACUGCAGCGGAGUUGACUCCGCCGACGCAGCUCAGAAUCACGAACCCUGGAUUCGUUGCUGCUGGCGGCCUCUCUAUUGGACAGCCGAACGUGGACGUCCAGAAUAAUGAAAUGAUGGCCGCCGGCGGCAGUGGCGGAAGGGGACGUGGGGAAUAUUCCGGUAGCCGGAACAGGGAGGACGAGGGCGAUAGCAGAUCGUUCAACGAGAACUUGGAUAUCUCCAGCGAUGAUGUUGAUCAGGGGAGUAACAGUGGCAAUCGUCGCCGGAGGAAUCGAUACCAUCGGCACACCGCCCGACAGAUACAAGAACUCGAAGCUAUGUUUAAGGAAUGCCCUCACCCGGAAGAGAAGCAACGAGAGGAGCUCAGCAGGCGGCUCCGCCUCGACCCCCGGCAAGUCAAGUUCUGGUUCCAGAACAGGAGAACCCAAAUGAAGACGCAAAUCGAGAGGUACGAGAACUCGAUGCUGCGGCAGGAGAACGAGAGGCUGCGGAACGAGAGCAUUCAGUACCGGGAAGCGACGGUGGACUCUCGGUGCUUCAACUGCGGCUUGUCGGCGACGCUCGCCGAGCUCACGCCGGUGGAGGAGCAACUCUGGGUCGAGAACGCCAGCCUCAGGGAGGAGCACGAACGCCUGUGCACCCUUACAAUAAGGUUCCUCGGCAAGUCCUUCUCUUCUCUGUCGAUCGCUCCAACGUCGCCCAUGCCGAGCAACGUCUUCGAGUUCGGGGCCUCCGUCCCGGCCGCCAACACCACCGGUCCCUCGAUGCCACCUUCCACUGCUGUUGCUGUUGCUCAGCCGGUCUACGACAAUAUAGUGAACCCAAUAAUCUCUCCUCCGACGGCGAUGCAGGGGGGUGAGCAGAGCUUUCUGGUGGAGCUGGCUCUGGCGGCGAUGGAGGAGCUGGUGACCAUCGCGCAGAUGGAGGGGCCUCUCUGGCUUCGAGGCUUCGACGGUGUAGCAGAGACGCUCAACUACGACCAGUAUUACAAGCACUGCCGCAUCACAGGGCUGUCUUCGGUGGGGUACACGCCGGAGGCGACGAGGGAGGCCGGAAUGGUGCUCAUAAGCGCCGUCGCUCUCGUCGACACCCUGAUGGACGCUAAUAAAUGGGUUGAAAUGUUCCCCUGCAUCGUCGCCAAGGCCACCGUCGACGAAGUAGUAAUCCCCGGCGUCGGUGGAACAAGAGAAGGCGCGCUGCAAAUCAUGCAAGCAGAGCUGCAAACGCUGUCGCCGUUGGUUGCCGUCCGCGAGCUCCGCUUUCUCCGGUUCUGCAAGCAGCAGCGGGAGGGCACUUGGGUCGUCGUCGACGUCUCCGUUGACAGUAUCAUGAACCCCGGCCGUCAAGUCGGGCCGAGCUUUCGACGUCUGCCUUCCGGCUGCCUGGUGCAAGAUAUGGCUAAUGGCUACUCCAAGGUGACGUGGGUGGAACAUAACGAGUAUGUCGAAGAGCAAGUGAGCCAAAUGUACCAGCAGCAUCUCCGAUCCGGCAUGGCGUUCGGCGCCGGUAGGUGGGUCGCCUCCCUGCAGCGCCGCUGCGAGGUGGUCGGCCUUCUCAUGUCCUCCUCCCGCCGUGAACUCGACUCUGGCAUCGUGUUCGCGCAACUGAGCAUGCUGAAGCUAGCGCAGAAGAUGACGCGGGCGUUCGCCAUCGGCGUGUGCUCGUCGGCGGUCGGUGAGUGGCGCAAGGUGGAGCAAGAUAAUCGCAUCGGCGGAGGUGAGUUGUCGCCGGCGAACGUUAUGACAAGGAAGAGCUUGCCGGAGGCAGGGGAGCUGCCGGGGAUCGUGCUCUGCGCGUCGACAGCGGUGUGGAUGCCCGUGGCGCCCAGGCGGCUCUUCGACUUCCUCCGCGACGGGAGCUGCCGGAGUCAAUGGGAUGUUCUCGGAGACGGCGGCCAAAUCUACAACAUGGCUCAUGUCUCCACAGGAAACGACGACUCCAACGCCGUCGUCCUCCUGCGCACCGGCACGGCCCAGCAACUGAUCAUUCAAGAGACGACCAUGGACGCAUCUGGCGACGCGACGGUGAUCUACGCGCUGGUGGACGUGACGGCGAUGCACCAUGUCAUGAACAACGGCGGCGACACGGCCGACGUCGGGCUCCUCCCAUGUGGCUUCGCCAUCCUGCCGGGCGCGAACUCCAGCUCGCUUCUCACCAUGGAAUUCCAACUCAACCUGAUGACGGCGAGCGUGACGCCGGAGGCGGUGGAGAAGGUCACCGGCCUCCUGUCUCGCACCCUGCAAAAGAUCCAAACCGCCCUCAAUUUAAAUACCAAUUGAUUUUUUUUAAAAUAAUUUUUAGAAAUUAAUAAUUAUUUGACUCGGGUCC